AUGGGAAAAUCACGGCAAGCAGCGGUGGUAGGUGCCCUGCUGGAACAGGAUAUGUUGCGACAACGGGAGGCUUCUCUGACAGCUGCCGCGGAUAUAGUCGCUGAGCAGCGAGGGCUGCAGCUGAUUGCAAGUGUGGUUAACAGACAGAACACUGCCGCUGCAGACGCUACUUUAUGGCGUCGGGUCGUAGAAGUAAGGCGGCAGCUAUCCUCAGGUAUUCACGAGAGAAGACACAAGUUGAAGGCGUUGCUAAAGCUUGAGUACGAUCAAGUACAGGCAACACUCCGACAGUCGCAGCACAACGCAGCACUCAAAAAGCAAGGCAUCAUCCGACGUGCAGCGGAGCUUAAACAAAAACGAGAACAAGAACAAGACAAAGACGACCAGAGGCGCCUUGUCGAAAGGUGUCAAGGGCAGGCUGAUUUGCAAUUGCCGUCAAGCAAGCUGCUCCUACAACAGGUACCAUAUCCCAUUUACACCGCAAGUGUUUUGCACGGAGCGAAAUUUCUCACGCAUUUAACCCUAACACUUGCAGAGAAUGAGAUUCAAAUAGCUUUGAAGAGUAGACGGCAGCACCAGGAGGCGAAGGAUGAGAAGGUGUUCGAGGCAAUCUGGACGGAAGCCCUCAACAAAAAGAUACUACGCGAAAGGAGCGCUGUUACAAUGAGACAGAAAAGAGCUGAAGAACUGAGAGCUGCACUGCGUGAACAGAUUGCAAGUAGACAAGAUAAUCGACUCAAAGAGAUGGAAAGACUUAAAAUUGAGAAUCAAGAAGAAGCUUAUCGUCUGAAGGCAGAGGCAGAGUCUGCCGUGGAACUCCGCCGACAGCAGCAUACAGCCGCACUGCAGCGGCGUAGGGAAAUGGAUGCCAUACUUAUUCUGCAGCUCGAGCAGAAGCAUCGCAGGCGAAUGGAAGAGGCUGCGCUUGACAGGUAG
This is a messenger RNA of Cyclospora cayetanensis, 936 nucleotides long. Its product is annotated as cilia- and flagella-associated protein 53. NCBI's taxonomy places the organism in Eukaryota, Apicomplexa, Conoidasida, Eucoccidiorida, Eimeriidae. The record is from RefSeq and is a predicted model, not a curated record. The transcript is spliced from 4 exons. Bases 1 to 936 code for a protein of 311 amino acids.